Dioszegia hungarica is the source of this 1110-nucleotide messenger RNA. RefSeq names its product RNA polymerase II-associated. Gene Ontology annotation, cellular component: Cdc73/Paf1 complex. The record is from RefSeq and is a predicted model, not a curated record. The transcript is spliced from 7 exons. Bases 1 to 1110 code for a protein of 369 amino acids. Lineage: Eukaryota; Fungi; Basidiomycota; Tremellomycetes; Tremellales; Bulleribasidiaceae. Gene Ontology annotation, molecular function: chromatin binding; RNA polymerase II complex binding. Gene Ontology annotation, biological process: transcription elongation by RNA polymerase II.
AUGUCCAAGAAAGCUCGUCUAGAUCUGCUCGUCCGAGUCAGAUACCUCAACCCCCUUCCCCCACCCCCCUUCCCGCCCAAACUCUUCGACAUUCCCUCGGACAUUGCUCGCCUCGGCGAGCCAAGCUACCUCUCGCAGCUAUCAUCAGGGACACCACUACCGAUGCUCGUUGAUUCAGAGAUGGGAAUGGCGCUGGACCUCAACGUCUUUGACGGUGUAUGGGAUGGAAACGACUCGGAACUCAACCCAGAGCCACAGGAAGUGCACGCGGAAGAUAUACCGCUGCUCGCGCCCGCCGCAGCGGCUACUGAGGCGACGGGGGAGGUCUCGUGGAUGCGGACCUCGAGUUUGUUCAUGCGCAAGACUCAGAAUAAACGACACCACGAGAAGCUCAAGAACGAGGUGGCCGUGGAUGCUUCAGACGCCGCGCAGCUGGACGCAAUAGAGAGCACAUUCGCAGAUGUUGCGCAUGGAGAUACACGAGAACUGAUCGAGAGCUUCGACAUCAUCCCCGACGACAACUGGGGCGAGGUGUCGUGCAUCAUGAUGAAAUUUCCCGACCGACCUUCAGGCGUGUCUGCAGCUAUGAAUACUGCCCCUCGUCCGUCGUCUCCCAGACUCAAGAGAGCAUUGCUUCUUCCCAGGGACAAUGAUGGCCAACAAGAGAUCGAAUACUUUUUGCCCAAGGAGGAGGAUAUUCCUAGACUGGACGAUGUCUAUAAUAGGGCGGUAGACCCGGAGGUGGUUCAGCAAGUGGAGGGUAUGGCCGAGGAGGACGCAUCGGAUCCUCGGAUUGACGAGAUCCUGCCGAGUACCCACUAUGAGCGGGCGCGCACCUACGAGACGGUCUCUGCCGUCAAACCGCAAAAGGAGGUGUUGCUCACGUUCGACAACGGCAAGGCACAAUACCAAGAGAUCUUUAUGCGCACGCUAUUGCGCAAGGCGAGAAAGCGGGGCCACGAAGAAGCAUUCGUCGACAAGAUGCGAGUGGGAUACAGUCAGAGCAUCCAAAAGGCGAAUCCUCAGAUUGAAGAUCCUACCUGGGUCGAGGACCAGCUCGCAGAUCUGAACGGGGAUAUCGACGACUUGAUGGGGGAGCCAGAGCCGUAA